Molecule: messenger RNA, 459 nt
Organism: Mytilus californianus (California mussel)
Lineage: Eukaryota; Metazoa; Mollusca; Bivalvia; Mytilida; Mytilidae
Product: antistasin-like
Exons: 6
Coding region: 3-365 (120 amino acids)
Molecular function (GO): serine-type endopeptidase inhibitor activity
Source: RefSeq, a predicted model, not a curated record
CCAUGCUUCGAUAUAUUCUACUUCUCGCCGUUUGCGUUAUUGCAAUUCAGGCUCGAUCACCACUAAUUGACAAAUGCAGUAAUAAGCCACUAUGCAUGAUGUUAUGUAAAUACGGUAACCACGUCGACCAAGAUGGAUGUGCUAUUUGUAAAUGCAAACAACCUCCUCACUGCCUAAAUGUUAUGUGUGCUAUGUAUUGUGAACACGGCUUUAGAGUUGGAGCUGAUGGAUGUCAAACUUGUAAAUGCAAGCAGCCACCUCACUGUCAGCCUGUGAGAUGUAAAAUGUUCUGUGACCAUGGGUUUAAAGUUGGUGCUGACGGAUGUGAGAUUUGUCAAUGCAACAAACCACCUCGAGCUGGGUAAGCAUCCAAAAGAUGAUGGACAGAGUGCAUGUAUACAGUAACUAAUGACAAAGACUUUGAGCGGAUAUGCAUUCAAUAAAAAAUAUUAAAGUUUA